AUGCCUUCUGUAGAGACAAAACCGAGGACCUUGUACGACAAGGUCUUCGCUGACCACAUCGUUAACGAGCAAGAAGAUGGCACUUGCCUCCUCUAUAUCGAUCGUCACCUUGUUCACGAAGUGACCUCCCCUCAGGCAUUCGAGGGUCUAAAGAAUGCCAGUCGCGGUGUCCGCCGGCCGGACUGCACCCUGGUGACUGUCGACCACAACAUCCCUACUUCAUCCCGAAAAGAAUUCAAGAAUGCCGAGACUUUCAUCCGAGAGAACGACUCGCGUUUGCAAUGUACUACUCUGGAGCAGAACGUCAAGGACUUCGGCCUCACCUACUUCGGCAUGAGCGACAAGCGUCAGGGUAUCGUUCACGUUAUCGGUCCUGAGCAGGGUUUCACUCUCCCUGGUACUACCGUCGUCUGCGGUGACAGUCACACCUCCACCCAUGGUGCUUUCGGUUCCCUCGCUUUCGGUAUCGGAACCAGUGAGGUCGAGCACGUCCUCGCAACUCAGACCCUCCUUACCCGCCGAAGCAAGAACAUGCGCGUCCAGGUUGACGGCGAGCUUCCCGCUGGUGUUACUAGCAAGGAUGUUGUUCUUCACAUCAUCGGUGUUAUUGGAACUGCUGGUGGUACUGGUGCUGUCAUUGAGUUCUGCGGUUCCGUCAUUCGUGGCCUCAGCAUGGAGGCUCGUAUGUCCGUUUGCAACAUGUCAAUUGAGGGUGGUGCUCGUGCUGGUAUGAUUGCGCCCGACGAGAUUACUUUCGAGUACCUCAAGGGUCGUCCUCUUGCUCCCAAGUACGGUAGUUCCGAGUGGAACCGCGCCACUAGCUAUUGGUCUACCUUGAAAUCCGACCCAGACGCCAAGUACGACAUCGACGUCUUCCUCGACGGCAAGGAUAUUAUCCCUACCAUCUCUUGGGGUACCUCUCCUCAGGACGUUGUUCCUAUCACAGGCGUCGUUCCUAGCCCCGAUGACUUCGAGGAUCCCGCCCGCAAGCUUGCUUGCGAGCGUGCCCUGGAGUACAUGGGUCUUACCAGCGGUGUCCCCCUGACUGAAAUUCCCGUGGACAAGGUCUUCAUUGGAUCUUGCACCAACUCUCGUAUUGAGGAUCUUCGCGCUGCUGCUAAGGUCGUUCGCGGCAAGCAGAUCGCCGCGAAUAUUAUGCGUGCUAUGAUCGUUCCUGGCUCUGGUCUAGUCAAGGAGCAGGCUGAGGCCGAGGGUCUGGACAAGAUCUUCACAGAUGCUGGUUUCGAGUGGCGUGAGGCCGGUUGCUCUAUGUGUCUCGGUAUGAACCCGGACAUUCUCUCCCCCAAGGAGCGCUGUGCUAGUACCUCAAACCGUAACUUCGAGGGUCGCCAGGGUGCCCAGGGACGUACCCACCUGAUGUCGCCUGCUAUGGCCGCUAUUGCUGCCAUCACCGGCAAGUUCACCGACAUUCGCGAGCAUGUCGUCUCUAGCCCUGUUUCCGCUAAGGUCCAGCCCGUUUUUGAGCAGGCCGAGACCGCUAUCGACUCCCCCGCCACUGAGGAUGAGCUCGACCGCGUCCUUGACCUACCAGCUGACAACGAGCCCCACACCAACACUUCUGCUGGUGGUGGCGGCAAGAGCACUGGUCUCCCUAAGUUCAACGUUCUCAAGGGUAUUGCGGCUCCUCUGGACCGCUCCAACGUCGACACAGACGCUAUUAUUCCCAAGCAGUUCCUCAAGACCAUCAAGCGAACUGGUCUUGGCACUGCUCUUUUCUACGAGCUGCGCUUCAACCCUGAUGGAACCGAAAAGCCCGAAUUCAUCCUGAACCAAGGAAUCUACCGUGACUCCAAGAUUCUUGUCGUGACUGGACCCAACUUCGGUUGCGGUAGCUCUCGUGAGCACGCCCCCUGGGCUCUCCUUGACUUCGGUAUCAAGUGUAUCAUUGCCCCAUCCUUCGCUGAUAUCUUCUUCAACAACACUUUCAAGAACGGCAUGUUGCCCGUUGUUGUCGAUGACGAAGUUGCUCUGGCCAAGAUCGCCGACGAGGCCAAGGCCGGUCGUGAGGUCGAGGUUGACCUUGAUAACCAGGAGAUCAAGGAUGCCCAGGGUAACAAGAUUGUCUCAUUCGAUGUCGAUGGUUUCCGCAGGCACUGCUUGAUCAACGGUCUUGAUGACAUUGGUCUCACCCUUCAGGUGGAGAGCAAGAUCCGCACAUUCGAGGCUCAGCGCAGCCUUGAGACUCCUUGGUUGGAUGGUACUGCCUACCUCAAGCGUGGUACCCGUGGCGGUGCUACUCGCAUCGACGCUGCUCCCGUCCCCAAGACAAACAAGGGUGAAGUGAAGGGCCCCUUGGAUUGGUAA
Messenger RNA from Penicillium angulare, 2325 nucleotides. RefSeq names its product 3-isopropylmalate dehydratase LEU1 (gene luA). The transcript is spliced from 3 exons. Bases 1 to 2325 code for a protein of 774 amino acids. Gene Ontology annotation, molecular function: 3-isopropylmalate dehydratase activity; 4 iron, 4 sulfur cluster binding. Gene Ontology annotation, biological process: L-leucine biosynthetic process. The record is from RefSeq and is a predicted model, not a curated record. Lineage: Eukaryota; Fungi; Ascomycota; Eurotiomycetes; Eurotiales; Aspergillaceae. Gene Ontology annotation, cellular component: 3-isopropylmalate dehydratase complex.